AUGGAUACCUUUCUUCUCGCCUGGGGAUUUCUAGGGCUGUGCUUGCCCGGCUCCAGAGGGACGGCGGAAACAGCUCAGCCAUGUGGUGGCCGCCUGAACUCCAAGGAUGCUGGGUACAUCACCUCCCCAGGGUACCCCAAUGACUACCCCUCCCACCAGAACUGUGAGUGGGUUAUAUACGCCCCUGAAUCCAACCAGAAGAUCAUCCUCAACUUCAACCCUCACUUUGAAAUUGAAAAGCACGACUGCAAGUAUGACUACAUCGAGAUCCGAGAUGGGGACAGUGAAGCUGCAGACCUGCUGGGCAAGCACUGUGGGAACAUUGCACCUCCUACCAUCAUCUCUUCUGGCCCCUCUCUAUAUAUUAAGUUCACCUCAGACUAUGCACGGCAAGGUGCCGGCUUCUCCCUGCGCUAUGAGAUCUACAAGACAGGCUCUGAGGACUGCUCCAGAAACUUCACAGCCUCCAAUGGCACUAUUGAGUCUCCAGGUUUCCCUGACAAGUAUCCACACAACCUGGACUGUGUCUUCUCCAUCAUAGCCAAGCCAAAGACAGAAAUCCUCCUUCACUUUUUGCUCUUUGACCUUGAGCACGAUCCACUGCAGGCAGGGGAAGGAGACUGCAAGUAUGACUGGCUGGACAUCUGGGAUGGCAUCCCUCAGGUUGGCCCCUUGAUAGGCAGGUACUGUGGCACCAAGAUGCCAUCAGACAUCCGCUCAACCACCGGCGUCCUCUCGCUCACCUUCCACACAGACCUGGCAGUAGCUAAAGAUGGUUUCUCUGCCCAAUACUACUUGAUCCAUCAGGAAGUCCCAGAAAACUUCCAGUGCAACGUGCCACUGGGCAUGGAGUCUGGCAGGAUCUCCAACAUGCAGAUCAGUGCCUCCUCCACCUACUCAGAUGGGCGAUGGACUCCUCAACAGAGCCGACUCAACAGUGAUGACAACGGCUGGACUCCCAAUGUAGACAGCAACAAAGAGUAUCUCCAGGUGGACCUCCACUUCUUGACUGUUCUCACAGCCAUUGCCACACAGGGUGCCAUCUCCAGAGAAACCCAGAAUGGUUACUAUGUCCGUACCUACAAACUGGAGGUCAGCACCAAUGGGGAAGACUGGAUGAUGUACCGACAUGGGAAAAACCACAAGACAUUUCAGGCCAAUGAGGAUGCUACAGAGGUGGUUCUCAACAAGAUCCACAGCCCAGUGCUCACACGCUUUGUGCGAAUCCGUCCACAGAGCUGGCACAAUGGCAUUGCCCUGAGGUUGGAGCUGUAUGGCUGCCGUAUCACUGAUGCACCCUGCUCCAGCUUGCUGGGAAUGCUUUCUGGCCUCAUCCCUGACUCACAGAUCUCAGCCUCUUCUAUCAGAGGCUAUGACUGGUCUCCCAGCAUGGCCCGCCUGGUGAGCAGCCGCUCAGGCUGGUUUCCUCGCAUCCCCCAGGCCCAGCCUGGGGAGGAGUGGCUGCAGGUGGACCUCGGCAUCCCGAAGAAUAUAAAAGGUGUCAUUAUCCAAGGAGCUCGUGGAGGGGACAGUGUGACCACCACUGAGUCCCGCUCCUUUGUAAAGAAAUUUAAGGUGGCCUACAGCAUGAAUGGAAAGGACUGGGAGUUUAUCCAGGACCCCAAAACAAUGCAAGCCAAGCUUUUUGAAGGCAACAUCCACUACGAUAUCCCAGAAGUCCGGAGGUUUGACCCUGUUCCUGCCCAGUACAUCCGAGUACACCCAGAGAGAUGGUCCCCAGCAGGAAUAGGAAUGCGCCUGGAGGUGCUAGGCUGCGACUGGACAGAUGCGAAGCCCACUGCAGAGACACUGGUACCCACUUUGAAGAGUGAAGAGACCACUACCCCAUACCCAACUGAUGAAGAGGCAACUGAGUGUGGUGAUAGCUGUGGAGAAGAGGAAGAUUUCCAUCUCCCUUCAAACUUCAACUGCAACUUUGAUCUCCCUGAAGGCCUCUGUGGUUGGUCACAUGACUUUGGAACGGGUUAUACAUGGUCUUUUCAGCCUACAAGCACCUGGACUGGCAACUCUGAACCAAGUGCUGAGACUGGGCCUGACAGCAAGAAUUACCUGCAGCUGCAGAGCAAUGGAAGGAGGGAAGGUCAGCGAGCCAGACUCAUUAGCCCCACCAUCUACCUGCCCCAGAGCGCUGUCUGCAUGGUGUUCCAGUACCAGGUGUGGGGCAGCAAUGGGGUGAUGCUGCGGGUCUGGAGGGAAGCCAGCCAAGAGCAGAAGGCACUGUGGGUCAUCACGGAGGACCAAGGGGAAGAGUGGAGGGAGGGCCGCAUCAUCUUGCCAAGCUAUGACAUGGAAUACCAGAUUGUGUUUGAGGGAUUUAUACGGAAUGGCCACUCAGGAGAGCUCGCCCUCGAUGACAUCCGGCUAGGCACUGACAUCCCACUGGAGAACUGCAUGGAACCCAUCACAGCUUUCCCAGGUGAGAACUUCUACUUUCCAGUGAACUUCCCAAGAAUGGAGGAUGACUUUCCAAUCUCUGAGCAAGACUUCGAAGACAACGAUGAUCCAGAUUACUUUGGAUCGGAUAGGAACGACACACUGUUCUCUACUAACUCUCCAGGAACUCCAAAGCUGGACAAAGAAAAAAGUUGGCUGUACACCCUGGAUCCCAUCCUGGUGACCAUCAUAGCGAUGAGCUCCCUUGGUGUUCUCCUCGGAGCCAUCUGUGCUGGCCUGCUCCUCUACUGCACGUGCUCAUAUGCUGGGCUGUCCUCACGGAGCUCCACCACCCUGGAGAACUACAACUUCGAGCUGUAUGAUGGCAUCAAGCACAAGGUCAAGAUGAACCACCAGAAGUGCUGCUCAGAGGCCUGAUGGGUA
Indicator indicator is the source of this 2838-nucleotide messenger RNA. It is a transcript of the gene NRP2, whose product is annotated as neuropilin 2. Gene Ontology annotation, molecular function: semaphorin receptor activity; vascular endothelial growth factor receptor activity. Bases 1 to 2832 code for a protein of 943 amino acids. Lineage: Eukaryota; Metazoa; Chordata; Aves; Piciformes; Indicatoridae. Gene Ontology annotation, cellular component: membrane. The record is from RefSeq and is a predicted model, not a curated record. Gene Ontology annotation, biological process: vascular endothelial growth factor signaling pathway; angiogenesis; axon guidance. The transcript is spliced from 17 exons.